Messenger RNA from Drosophila biarmipes, 1997 nucleotides. It is a transcript of the gene prt, whose product is annotated as synaptic vesicular amine transporter. The record is from RefSeq and is a predicted model, not a curated record. Lineage: Eukaryota; Metazoa; Arthropoda; Insecta; Diptera; Drosophilidae. Gene Ontology annotation, molecular function: serotonin:sodium:chloride symporter activity. Gene Ontology annotation, cellular component: synaptic vesicle membrane; terminal bouton. Gene Ontology annotation, biological process: transmembrane transport; aminergic neurotransmitter loading into synaptic vesicle.
GGGCAGCAACACCACCUGUUGUUGGCUCUGUGUGUAGAUACAUUUGGGGGCAGCAUUCUUUGAGGCGCGAAUCCGUGGCCAUAUGGCAGCCUAAAUUAACGGUACUGUGUUGUCCAAUUAGCCCAGCGCGCGUUAGCCAUGUCGGCGAAUCGCGGCCAGAACCACUCCCGAUCGGAGUCGCAAUCGCAGAACCAGGCGGCCGCCCAGCUAAAUGCCUCCGGCAGGCGCAGCUCCACUCCGUCCGGAGCCCAUGGCUCCUCCAAUCGCUGCCUAAUUGCCGUGAUUGUCUACCUGGCCCUGCUGCUAGAUAACAUGCUGCUGACCGUAAUUGUGCCCAUUCUGCCGGAUUACCUGGCCAGCCUGGAGCUGGAUGCCUCGUCGCCGGUGGUCCUGAGUCUGGAGGAUACCUCACCAUCCUCGAAGCUGGCCUAUCGGGCGGGUGGGGAACACCCAGGCGGCCAUCCGCAGCUCUACAUCUCCAAGCAUCCCAUUCCGGGCAAAUCGAUGGUGAACUUCACCCUGUUCCAGCUGGCCACAGAAGCCACCACCACGUCGACCACACUGACGCCCAAUUCCACUGAUGUCCAGUCGAGUGGCACUAAUGUCACUGGAACUGGCAACGGGAACAGGAGCAGGCACAGAAAGCAGGGCCCCGGCACUCCACCCACCAACAGCAGCAGCAUUAAAGAGCUGACCUUGGCGCAGGAGAACGGCUCCAUUGGCCUUCUCCUCGCCAUGAAGGCCCUCGUCCAAUUAAUUUUCAAUCCGAUUGUGGGCAACGCAUCCAGCAAGUUUGGCUACCGCCUGCCCAUUGUGGUGGGCACCUUCUUCCUGCUCCUCUCCUCGCUGGUCUUCUCUGUUGGCGAAUCCUAUUGGGCUCUCUUGGUGGCCCGAGCUGUGCAGGGCGUGGGAUCCGCUUGCAUCAACAUCUGUGGCAUGAGUCUGGUGGCCCAGCACUAUCCGGAGGAGGCCCGUCGUUCCAAGGUGAUGGGCAUCAUCCUGGGCAGCAUUGCACUGGGCGUGCUGCUGGGCUAUCCCUUCGGUGGCAUUCUGUAUGACCUGAUGGGCAAAUCGGCCCCCUUCAUCAUUCUCUCCACGCUGAUGUUCCUCAGCCUGGGUCUCCAGCUGCUGACCCUGGAUCUGUCUGUGCAGCCGGAGGUGGUGGUGGAGGAGACACCCAAGUGGCGACCCCUGCUGGAGUGCAAAAUGAUCCUGGCCAUUGUGCUGGCCAUUUGGUUCUCCACCUCCACCAUGGCCAUGCUGGAGCCGUGCCUGCCCAUCUGGCUGAUCCAGUAUCUGAAGCCCAAUAAGUGGCAGCUGGGCACGGUUUUCAUCCCAGACUCUGUGGGUUACUUUGUGGGCACUAACUUCUUUGGCAGCAUUGCCUAUAAGUAUGGCCAGGUCAAGGUGUCCUGCAUCAGUUUGCUGCUAGUGGGCGUGGCCUCUAUUCUGAUACCCAGUGCAACAACGGUUGCCCAACUAUUGAUGCCCCAUUUCGCCUUGGGCCUUGGCAUAGGAGUGAUUGAUGCGGCACUGGUGCCGCUCCUGGCCACUUUUGUGGAUGCCACACUUUCCCAAGAGGAUCACAGUGAGAGCAGUAGCUCCAUGUCCAGUUACGGAACAGUCUAUGCCAUUCAACAGACCUCCGUUAGCCUGGCCUACUGCUUAGCUCCCCUUAUUGGCGGUGAGUUGGCGCAGACCUUUGGUUUUGCUUGGCUAAUGCGCAUCGUGGGCAUUUUCAACAUGAUCUAUGGUCCAAUACUGGUCUACUUGUACCAGAAAUACGAUCCGAAGGCCCUGAGGGAACAGCAUAAUGAUAUGCUGCUCCAAAGCAGCGGACGUGGAUCCCGAUAUAAACAGCUGUACAACUCCAUGGAUGUGGAAUAGGCUGCACUGCCCAGUUCUCCAGCUAGUCUCAAGCAAUCUUAAGUCUCCGAAUUAGGCGUUCCUUUGGCUAGUAAAAGCAAUAAACUUGGAGCUGAUUUUUUGUAAACCAU